This is a messenger RNA of Eptesicus fuscus (big brown bat), 1809 nucleotides long. RefSeq names its product zinc finger protein 582. The record is from RefSeq and is a predicted model, not a curated record. Gene Ontology annotation, molecular function: DNA-binding transcription factor activity, RNA polymerase II-specific; RNA polymerase II transcription regulatory region sequence-specific DNA binding. Gene Ontology annotation, biological process: regulation of transcription by RNA polymerase II. The coding region runs from base 203 to 1732 and encodes 509 amino acids. NCBI's taxonomy places the organism in Eukaryota, Metazoa, Chordata, Mammalia, Chiroptera, Vespertilionidae. The transcript has a single exon. Gene Ontology annotation, cellular component: nucleus.
UGUGCAUACAGCUUCGCACAGUGUUACCUCUGCACAGCGGCCUCUUUCUGUGCUGAUCAUGGAGCGUGGGACCUGCUUCAUCUAAUCAGCCUGACCCACCCUCCACCUGUGGACUCAAGCUCUGCCCUCUCAGGACUUGGCCUUGGCCGGGAGGAGCCGGGAGGAGGACCCCUCAGCCCAUGACAUUCUGAGCAUCGCGUCCAUGGGGUCGGACCUGUUCAGGGAAGUGGCCAUCGUCUUCUCCCGGGAAGAAUGGGCGUGGCUGGCGCCUGCCCAGAGGGCUCUGUACAGGGACGUGAUGUUGGAGACCUACAGCCACCUGCUCUCGCUGGGUCUCGCCGUUUCCAAGCCUGACGUGAUCUCCUUCCUGGAGGACGGCGAGGAGCCCUGGAGGGCGGCGGGGGCGGCGGCGGGAGGCCUGUGCCCCGUCUUGGAGGCCCGGUCUGGAACGAAGGCGUCAUCUCCGGAGCAGCCCGUUUGUGAAGCACAGACAGCCCGGGCGGAGAGAACGGAAAGCCUCAGGGGUUACGGUCUCGAGUGCUCGCAUUUCAACGACGACUGGGAGUGCAGGAGCCGGAGUGACAGACAGCAGGGGAGUCCGGAUGAACAUCAGAGUCCAGUGACCCUCAGUCCUGAAGAAACGCCCCCUUUCGGCCCCCAAGCAUCCCUCACUUUUUAUGAGAAAGUCCAUCCUGGGGCUGAGCCCUAUGAAUACGACGAAUGCAGAGAAGCCUUCUGGCCAGAAGGCUUCCUUCUUCACCACCGAGGAAUCCACCCCAGUGAGAAACCCUACAAGUGCAAGGAGUGCGGGAAGGCCUUUAAAUACGGCUCGCGCCUCGUUCAGCAUGAGAACAUUCAUUCUGGCAAGAAGCCCUACGAGUGCCAGGAAUGUGGGAAGGCCUUCAACUCGGGUUCAAACUUCAUACAGCACCAGAGAGUCCACACGGGCGAGAAACCGUACGAAUGCCAGGACUGCGCCAAGGCCUUCAGCCGGAGCUCCCAGCUGAUCGAGCACCAGCGCAUCCACACCGGAGAGAAGCCCUAUCAGUGCAAAGAGUGUGGGAAGGCCUUCAAUCGGCUCUCACACCUCAGAGUCCACAGGAGAGUCCACACGGGGGAGAAGCCCUACGCCUGCGAGGAAUGUGGGAUGACCUUCAGCCACCGGUCUCAGUUGAUCCAACAUCAGACUCUUCAUACCGGCAAGAAGCUCUACGAAUGCAAGGACUGCGGGAAGCCAUUUAAUCAGGGCUCGACGCUCAUCCGGCAUCAGAGGAUUCACACGGGGGAGAAGCCCUAUGAAUGUCAGGCCUGCGGGAAGGCGUUUCGGGUGAGCUCACAACUGAAGCAGCACCAGAGGACUCACACUGGGGACAAACCCUACCCGUGUCAGGCGUGUGGGAGGGCUUUCAGACGGCUCUCCCAUCUCACCGUGCAUCACAGAGUCCACACGGGGGAGAAGCCCUCCGCGUGCAAGGCCUGCGGGAAGGCCUUCAGCCACUGCUCCCAGCUGGUUCAGCAUCAGGUCGCUCACACCGAGGAGAAGGCCUGUGACUGUGAGGAAGGUGGGAGGACUUUCGGUCGUGGUCCGGCCACUCUUCAGCGUCCGAGAAGGCAACGUAGAGAAACACAGGUGAAUGUAAUAAACGUAGAGAAGCCUUCCUUCAGCGCUUAUCCCUUGUUGAUCAUCAGAGAAUUUAUGUUAGGAAGCAGUGGGGAGAGCCCAUUGGCUUAGGCCCGUGGUCGGCAAACUCAUUAGCCAACAGAGCCAAAUAUCAGCAGUACAACGACUGAAAUUUCUUUUGAGAGCCA